AAUGCUGGGGUCACAGACUUGAACCACUGAGAUUUAGGACUUGUUUCUUUCCACCAAUGGCCCGGAAAGGGAUUUCGCUUGCCAGGAAGUUUUGUCUGAGAGGUUCCGAGCCUCAGCAAUGGCUCCAGGGUGACUUCUGGGAGCCUCCACGUUUCCAGAUCCUAGUGAAGACAGGCGUACCAGGCUGGGGACAUGGGCCUGUCAGCUGGGCUCCCUGUGCUACUGCUGCUGCUGUGGUCCUUGGCCCCGCAGGCUCGGUCGCUGCGGUCACAUUCUCUGUACUACCUCUUCAUGGGUACCUCACAGCCAGACCUUGGGCUGCCUUUGUUUGAGGCUAUGGGCUACGUGGACGACCAACUCUUCGUGUCCUACAAUCAUGAGAGUCGCCGUGCUGAGCCCCGGGCCCCAUGGAUCUUGGGUCAGACCUCAAGCCAGCUGUGGCUGCAGCUGAGUCAGAGCCUGAAAGGGUGGGAUCACAUGUUCAUUGUGGACUUCUGGAAUAUCAUGGACAACUAUAACCACAGUAAGGUCACUAAACUGGGAGUGGUGCCCGAGUCCCACAUCCUGCAGGUGAUCCUGGGCUGUGAGGUGCAUGGAGACAACAGUACCAGCGGCUUCUGGAAGUAUGGGUAUGAUGGGCGAGACUACCUUGAAUUCUGCCCCAAGACACUGGACUGGAGAGCAGCAGAGCCAGGGGCUUGGGCCACCAAGGUGGAGUGGGACGAGCACAAGGUCCGGGCCAGGCAGAACAAGGCCUACCUGGAGAGGGACUGUCCCGAGCAGCUGAGACAACUCCUGGAGCUGGGGAGAGGGCUUCUGAGGCAGCCAGUGCCUCCUUUGGUGAAGGUGACUCAUCACUGGGCCUCUGCAGGGAGCUCUCUACGGUGCCAGGCUCUGAACUUCUUCCCCCGGAACAUCACGAUGAGGUGGCUGAAGGACAACCAGCCACUGGAUGCCAAGGAGGUCAACCCUAAGGAUGUGCUGCCUAGUGGAGACGGGACCUAUCAGGGCCAGGUGACCUUGGCAGUGGCCCCUGGCGAUGAGACAAGGUUCGCCUGCCAAGUGGAGCACCCAGGCUUGGAUCAGCCCCUCACAGUCCCCUGGGAACCCCUGCCGCCGUCUCGGGCCAUGAUUAUCGGAGCCAGCAGCGGGGUCACUGUUUGUGCCGUCUUCUUUGUGGGGAUUUUAUUCCUGAUCUUAAGGAAAAGGAAGGCUUCAGAAGAAACCAUGGGUGACUACAUCUUAGCCGAGUGUGGAUGACCUUCAGCCUGCAGACCCAUGGAGGGGAACAGACUCAGCCAAAGACUUGGAGGAAACACUCUUGCUCCAUUCCAGGACAGAGUUGAACCUAAUACACAGAAACCGCCGGAGGGACUCGGCCCUUAGCUUUCCGUUUGCUUUGUUAAAAUGUUUCCUCCAGUCAAGUCUUUGAGUUCCAGAACAACUCAGACUGCGCCAGAUGCAACCUCUCCCUCCAGAACUGGUGUCAUGAAUCUCCAGCUGCUUCUAGAGGCAUCCUUCAUUUCCUCCAUGCAUCAAGACUCCAUAUGUCUACUUCUUAAAAAGGCUCUCUGAAUUUGGGGAAUACAGGAUUUAUUUCACAUUGGAAGAAGCUAUGAAUCUUCAUCCUGGGAUGCACACACAUACUUGUGCCAGAAGUUUGCACACAUGUCCGAGAAUCCAGGAACCAUCCAUCUGAGCCUCUCCAUCUCUUAUCUAGUGACUACACCGUCACCAAGCUCUGACUUCUCUGACACUGGAGAGUUACAUGGGUCAUCAACACAACUGAAGGCUACACACGGUACAACCUGAGGGGGCACCCUCUGAGAAAGAGAGAUGUCUGUGUGCAUAAUGAUGGCUGUGUUCAUAUUUACAAAGGUGGUGAAUGGAUUUUCAAAGAUUAAUACCAUGUGCAUUUGUGACAUUAUGCCUGUGAACAACCCUCUCUUCUUGUCCUGAUCACAGAAAUUAUGAAUGAUUAUUAUAAUAAAGUAUGGCUUGCACUUGUGAAGAAGUGCUCAAUAUCAUACUCUGCUCUGAUCACUUGCUAAACACAAACCACGGCUUGGAAGUCCUAAUGUUUUUGUGAAGUGAAAAUGAUUAGUUGCACCAACAUCCUCUUUCUUUAGUUGCAGAAAGUGAAGAAUACAGUAUCUCACAGUUCUCCAGACAGACAGACAGACAGACAGCUGGGAGAGUGUCAUUCUUGCUCUUUGUUGCAGCCUGAGUUUGACCCACAUGAUGAGAAAUGGCUGCCAACAUUCUCCAACCCUCAGCUACCAGGACUCCUUUCAAUCUCCUGUUCCUCUGGCAUCUGUCUUUUAGUUCACUUAAAAAGUUUAGCUGACCUGUCUGGUGUCCUUAAAGCUGAUGCCUCUGGAGUCAGUACCUUCAGGUAACUGUCAUGGCAGCCAAUAAUAAUCUGCCAGUCUGUUUCAUCCUAAGGAAUUAAAAUGGGAGCUGGCAGGUGGCCUGGAGAAUGCUGGGAGUUGACGGGGUCCCACUGCUCAUUCCUAGCUGUGCACAUUAAAACAAAAAAUGUCAUCUAACCAGACAACUUAGUGCUAGACUGCAGAAAAGACCAAGCCUGUGUGUGUAUCUUGUUUGUGUAAGUACAUGUAUCUGUCUUCAUUUGUGUGUUCAUAUACGUGCACUGGUGUAAGUACACGUGUGUGGGCACAUGUCUCCAUGCAGGUGGCAUGGUUCACUUUCCCCAAUGCACAUGUUUGCAUGCUAUAUGACUCUGCUAUAAAUUCCAUCUUAAAGACCAAAGGUCUCAGACCAACAUUUGAGCUGGGACCGCAAGUCUUUUUUUCUUUCUGUUUUGGCCCUUAUUUUCUGUUUGUGAAAGUUAGGUAGAAAAAAAAA
Messenger RNA from Peromyscus leucopus (white-footed mouse), 2868 nucleotides. RefSeq names its product homeostatic iron regulator (gene Hfe). Bases 193 to 1260 code for a protein of 355 amino acids. Lineage: Eukaryota; Metazoa; Chordata; Mammalia; Rodentia; Cricetidae. The transcript has 6 exons. The record is from RefSeq and is a predicted model, not a curated record. Gene Ontology annotation, molecular function: transferrin receptor binding. Gene Ontology annotation, biological process: response to iron ion starvation; antigen processing and presentation of endogenous peptide antigen via MHC class Ib; regulation of iron ion transport. Gene Ontology annotation, cellular component: external side of plasma membrane.